AUGCCGGGCGCCCCUUCAGGCCUCCGGGGCCCGGCUCCUCCGCGCAGCCGGCUGGGGUCGCGCCCGGCUCUCUCCGGAAGCCCGCGCUGGCGCGGUCGCCUGCUCUUCACUUCAGCCCCAGAAGAGAAUAAGAGAAAAAAUAAAGUUUUUCCCCUUCCGCCCUCGUGUCUUUUUUUUUUUCCUCGCCCUCCUUCUGGUUUUCGCCUCCCUGACGUAAGCGUCUGCCCGCAGCGGAGGCGGGCGCCUGGGGGCCCUGGGCCCGCCCGGGGCAGGACGCACGCAGCCUGCGGUCUGCAGCCCCUGCCUCCGGGCCGACCGCCCCGCGGGCUCGGGCGCGGGGACAGUCGCGCCGGGGGCGGAGCCUCGGUGGCGCGGGGCCAGGCCCUGCAGGAGCGCCUUGGAGCUGCGCCAGCGGCGGGAGAGGGGGAGAAGGGGAGAGGGCCGCGGCAGGGCGGGCCUUUCGCGCUGUCCACCCAGAGGCGCCGGCGACCCCUGGAGCUGGCCGCCCUGGGCCGGGCUUUGCACCUCCGUGGCCAGCCUGGCUGCGCAGCUUCAGCCGCAGCGCGGGCUCCCUGCACCCGAGCGCGGGACCGCGCGGGCCGAGGAGGCGGGAGCCCCAGCGAGGGAGCGCGCAGGGGCUCCUGGGCCCCCAGCCUACCUUCCGCCGCCCGGCUCUCCGCUGCCCAGAAGGUCCAGGGUCCAGGCGGCGCCCUGGACCAAGAAGAAAAGGUGGAGGGAAGGCGAUGUGGCGUGGCAGGUUUUCCGGAAAGAGAUAGGCAAGGGCUGCAGUUCCAAUUUGGCUUUGCUUAGUCUCCCCUGUGACUGCAAAGCUGGGGGGACUCCCCAGUGACCAAAGAAACCAGGGCUGCAGGGGCCUAGACACCUGGGUGUCCACAAGGACCCUCCACUCCUCUGUGUGGCCUGAACAAUUCCUCUAGGGAGGAAAAGAAAGGAGAAGCUUGGGGCGAGAGCCUGG
This is a messenger RNA of Phyllostomus discolor (pale spear-nosed bat), 976 nucleotides long. RefSeq names its product dapper homolog 3-like. The coding region runs from base 1 to 810 and encodes 269 amino acids. The record is from RefSeq and is a predicted model, not a curated record. NCBI's taxonomy places the organism in Eukaryota, Metazoa, Chordata, Mammalia, Chiroptera, Phyllostomidae. The transcript has 2 exons.